GCCCGUCGCCCGUCGCCCGCUGCCCGCCGCCCGCUUCGGGCUCUCCCUGCGGCCGCGGUACGGGGAGCCGGGCUGGAGGAAGGGAGGGAGUGGAUGCGGACUCCGAGCGGUGACCGGUCCCGCGCGUCCUAAGCCGAGGCCCCUUAGCGGCCGCCGCAACCGCCAGACACGCGGACAAGCGCGCAGCAGCGCCCGGCCGGCAGCCGAUCGCGCGUCCCGGCCCACCGCCCAGACACGGACGGCGCGGUCCGCCCCGGCGGGCGACUUCGGCGGCUCCGCCACCCCGACCGGCUCCGCCCCGGGCCCCGGCGUUCCUCCUCGCCGCCGCCGCCGCCCCCGCCUCCACAGCCUCCACAGCCUCUGCCGCCGCCGCCUGCGCCCCGACCGCCGCCGCUGCGCCCGCUCCGGCCGCGACCCCAGCCCGGGCCCCGACCUGAGCCCCGACCGCGCCCGCGGCCCUGCCAGCCUCGCCCGCGGCCUGGGCCCCGGCCCCGGCACUGGAGGUCCAGCCGUGGGUACGAUGCUGCCCAGCUCCAUCCAGAUCUCAGGGGAGCCGUUGUCGGGCGCCGAGGUGCGGGACAUCUGCCGCGGCCUGCGCGACAACGCCGUGCGCCUGCUCUCCCUGCGCGGCUGCCGCCUCUGCGACCGCGACUUCGGCCGCAUCUGCCGGGCCCUCGCCGGGGCCACGUCCCUGGCGCAGCUCAACCUUAACCUGGGCGUCGUGUCCAGCCCCAGCCGCAUCAAGCAGCUCGCCGAGGCGCUGCGGACCAACCGCUCCAUCCAGUCCCUCUUCCUGCAUGGGAGCCCCCUGACAGAUGCGGGGCUGGCCUUGCUGAACCCAGCCCUGGCCCUCCAUCCUGCCCUUGUGGCUCUGGACCUGGGGGACUGCAUGUUGGGUGAUGAAGCCAUCAACCUCAUCUGUGGCCUCCUCCCCCCAGACGGGGCCAAGUCUGGUCUGAAGGAGUUAACGCUGAGUGCCAACCCUGGCAUCACUCCUAAGGGCUGGAGCCGCCUUGCCAUUGCUGUGGCCCACAGCUCCCAGGUCCGCGUCCUCAAUUUGGACUACAACCCCCUGGGUGACCAUGUGGCAGGGAUGCUGGCUGUGGCUGUGGCCUCCAGUCGCACCUUAGAGGUCCUGGACUUGGAGAGCACAGGGCUCACCAACCAGUCCGCUCAGACCCUGCUGGACAUGGUAGAGAAUUACCCCACAGCUUUGCGGAGCCUGGUGUUGGCUGAGAACAGCAUUAGCCCAGAGCUGCAGCAGCAGAUCUGUGACCUCCUUUCUGAGGGAGAAGAGGAGGAGGAGGUGGCAGGAGGGCCUGGUCACACCCAGGAAGGAGAGAGGGGGCGGGAGUCUGCCGCCCACCCCAGGGGAAGCAGUUCCUGGAUGUGCCCCAGUGAUCCCAGCUCUCAGAUGGUGCUAAUGACAUCAGGACUAGGGGACAGUCUGUUGGCUGAGACCGAGAUGUGACUCUCCACUUGGGCUUCCACACAUGAUUACAUUUGCCUCUGUCCCCAGCACCGUGCCCCAGAUACCAGGGUCAGGCCCUGGGGCUUGGGAGGGAGGGGGUUGCCUGGGGCUCUGGCAGCUCGUGGCAGUGUGAUGGGAGGCUCUGGAAACUGUGAAGAGCAACAGCCUUGGAGGCACUCGAACGCAAGGCAAUGGCUCUGGACUUGUUGGCAGCUCUGGCUGCAGCCCGCUGGCUCGGAAGAGAUUUUAUGAACUCUACAA
Molecule: messenger RNA, 1732 nt
Organism: Eptesicus fuscus (big brown bat)
Lineage: Eukaryota; Metazoa; Chordata; Mammalia; Chiroptera; Vespertilionidae
Gene: LRRC73
Product: leucine rich repeat containing 73
Exons: 6
Coding region: 521-1471 (316 amino acids)
Source: RefSeq, a predicted model, not a curated record